This is a messenger RNA of Neurospora tetrasperma FGSC 2508, 1546 nucleotides long. RefSeq lists its product as uncharacterized. The record is from RefSeq and is a predicted model, not a curated record. Gene Ontology annotation, cellular component: fungal-type vacuole membrane. The transcript has 2 exons. Lineage: Eukaryota; Fungi; Ascomycota; Sordariomycetes; Sordariales; Sordariaceae. Gene Ontology annotation, biological process: transmembrane transport. Gene Ontology annotation, molecular function: transmembrane transporter activity. Bases 13 to 1542 code for a protein of 509 amino acids.
CCGCCUCCAUACAUGGAAGCAAUCCGAACACCAGGAAGCCAUGUUCAAGACUCAAGAGGACGAUCAGACAGUGAAGACAGCGAUAUUGAUAUUCACGGAAACGACCAACAUCAUGACGAAGACGACAGCCAUGAAGAAGAUGAGAAGCACGCAGUCAACAACACCAACACCAACAACAACGGAGGAGGAGGUGCUCUUUCCCUAGUCAAGACCCUUUCACGAGUAUUAUCAAGACCAGAAUCGAAUUUCGAUCCGGGACCACCGCCAGAUGGGGGCGCAAGGGCUUGGUGUACUGUCGCAGCAACCCACCUAGUGGUCAUGACCACCUGGGGCACCAUCAGCUCCUUUGGCGUUUUCCAGACCUACUACACCUCCACUCUCAACGCUCACUCCUCAGUCGUCACACCCUCCACCAUCUCGUGGAUCGGCUCUCUCCAAGUUUUUUUGCUUUUCUUCAUCGGCACUUUCACCGGCCGCCUCACAGACGGCGGAUACUUUCGGCACAUUUACCUCUUGGGAACAGCAUUCAUUGCCCUCGGCAUGUUUUCCACCGCCGAUGCCUUGGACAGCCUCACUUCCGGCAAUGGUAAUGGUAAUGCCAAAAGCGCAGUCUGGAAAUUAUUUCUCGCGCAAGGAAUCGCCAUGGGCUUAGGCAACGGCUGUCUCUUUUGUCCCUGCGUAGCUACGUUAUCUACAUAUUUCAGCAAGAAACGGAGUCUGGCUAUCGGGAUGGGCGCCUGCGGGACUGCAACAGGCGGGUUAAUCUUUCCCAGCAUGAUGCGCAGCUUAUUACCUCGCGUUGGGUUCGCAUGGACGGUUCGCGCAAUGGGAUUUAUCUGCGUUGGAUGUCUUCUUGGUGCAUUCUGGGUGAUCAAACCACGCACCAAGCCGCGCGGGAUGAGAGGCGCGUUGGUGGAGUGGUCGGCCUUCAAAGAAGGGGAGUAUUCCUUGUUUGUGGCCGGGAGCUUCAUGUGUUUCCUGGGGCUGUACUUUGCGUUUUACUACCUUGCGAGUUUUUGCAGGGAUAUCGUCGGGCUGGCGUACGAGGAUAGCUUGAAUAUCCUGCUGGUGUUGAACGGGGUGGGUAUCUUUGGGCGGCUGGUGCCGAAUUACCUGGCUGAUCGGGUGGGGCCGAUUAAUUUGUUUAUUCCGUUUGCGGCGGUGGGCGGCAUUUGUAUGUUGUGCUGGAUGGCGGUCGAGUCGGAGGCGGGACUGUAUGUGUGGGCCGUGUUUUACGGGGCGGCGGCGGGAGGGAUUCAGAGUCUGUUCCCGGCGGGAUUGACGAGCUUGACGACGGAUUUGAGAAAGACGGGCGUGAGGAUGGGGAUGGUGUUUACGUGUAAUAGCUUUGCGACGCUGGCGGGGCCGCCGAUUGCGGGGGCCAUUAUCACGAGUAUGGGGGGUAGGUAUUAUGGCGCGCAGGCGUUUGCGGGGUCGACGUUGUUGUGCGGGACGGGCUUGUUGGCGGCGGCGAGGAUGGUGAAGGCGAGGAAGGCGCAGAGGGAGGGGGAGAGUGGAGGGGUUUGGAAGGUCAAGGUUUGAAUCG